Messenger RNA from Tripterygium wilfordii, 2993 nucleotides. Its product is annotated as auxin response factor 3-like. Gene Ontology annotation, cellular component: nucleus. The coding region runs from base 452 to 2689 and encodes 745 amino acids. Lineage: Eukaryota; Viridiplantae; Streptophyta; Magnoliopsida; Celastrales; Celastraceae. The record is from RefSeq and is a predicted model, not a curated record. The transcript has 11 exons. Gene Ontology annotation, molecular function: DNA binding. Gene Ontology annotation, biological process: regulation of DNA-templated transcription; response to hormone.
CAUAAAAGUAAAAGUCACUUCAAAAGCGUUCACUUCUCAUCACUCUCUCUUUCUCUGCCACACAUCAUCCAGCAGUCGCAGGCAUUGCAGCAGGGCGCUGCACCUUUGCUUCUCAGUUUUGGCAGAUGAGAAAAAAAAAAAAAAAAAAAAAGAAGAGAAAGAAAGAGAAUACUUGAAAACAACCCAUCUGGUUUAGACGCAAAUUAAUACGUUUGACACCUUUGAUUUGAUAUCUAAAACUAAAAGGCCCGUUAAGGACUUUAUUGUCUUAAAAGUCUCGGUCUUUUUACUCUUCUGAGUGCUGGGUCUUGCUGCUUUCAAAUAAUGCCGAGCUUGCUUUCAUAUCAGUCUCCGUAAUUCACAGCUAUGAACUCGCACUACAAAACCCAAGUUUACAUUUACAAACAACGACUUCAGUUUAUCAUUUAGUCAGGUUUUCUUGUGUUUUGCGAUGAUGGGUAUGAUUGAUUUGAAUACCACGGACGAGGAGGAAACGCCGUCGUCUGGGUCUACUUCGCCUUCUUCGUCCUCUGCUUCUCAUUUAAGCGCUUCUGCUCUGGGUGCUAUUGGUUUAAACGGUUCGGGUGCUGGUUCGGGUUCCGUGUGUUUGGAGCUAUGGCAUGCUUGUGCGGGUCCAUUGAUAUCGUUGCCAAGGAGAGGGAGUGUUGUGGUGUACUUCCCUCAAGGCCAUUUGGAGCAACUCUCUGAGUCUAGGGCCUCACCCUGUGAUCUUCCUCCUCACAUUUUCUGUCGUGUUCUUGAUGUGCAGCUUCAUGCAGAGGCCCCAACAGACGAGGUUUAUGCGCAGGUCUCACUGGUACCUGAAAGUGAGCAUAUUGAACAAAAGUUGCAAGAAGGGAAAGUUGAGCCAGAGGGUGAAGAGGAGGAUAUUGAUAUGACUAUGAAAUCAGCAACGCCUCAUAUGUUCUGCAAGACCCUCACUGCUUCUGAUACUAGCACCCAUGGAGGAUUCUCUGUUCCCCGUCGAGCUGCUGAGGACUGCUUCCCUCCAUUGGAUUAUACUCAACAAAGACCUUCACAAGAGCUAGUAGCAAAGGAUCUGCUUGGCCUGGAAUGGAGGUUCCGACAUAUCUACCGAGGGCAACCACGGAGGCAUUUGCUCACUACUGGAUGGAGUGCUUUCGUAAACAAGAAGAAACUUGUUUCGGGAGAUGCAAUCCUCUUUCUCAGGGGUGAUGAUGGAGAAUUGAGACUGGGAAUUCGAAGAGCCGCACAAAUAAAAUACAGUGCUUCUGUUCCAGCUCUCUGUAGCCAGCAGAUGAAUCACAGCAGUUUCAUUGAUGUGGUGAAUGCAAUCUCUAGGAGAAGUGUUUUCAACAUCUGCUACAAUCCAAGGGCCAACUCGUUGGAUGUCAUAGUACCCUUGCAUAAAUUCCUAAGGAGCCUUGAUUAUUCUUUUUCUGUUGGAACAAGGUUCAAGAUGCGCCUUGUAACAGAAGAUGCGGCUGAAAGAAGAUACACCGGAGUAAUAGCUGGUAUCGCUGACGCAGAUCCUGUGAAAUGGCCUAGGUCGAAAUGGCGAUGCCUUCUGGUUAGGUGGGAUGAUGGCGAGGUCAAUAGGCUCAAUAGGGUGUCUCCAUGGGAGAUCGAACCAUCUGGUUCUGUUUCCAGUUCCAGUAGCUUGAUGAUGCCUGGUUUAAAGAGGACCAGGACUGUAUUGCCUUCAGAAAAACCAAAAUUUGUUGCUCCUGAUGGAAUUGGGGCAUCAGAUGUUGGAGAACCUUCAAGGUUCUGGAAGGUCUUGCAAGGUCAAGAAAUUUUGGGUUUUAAUCCUGUUCCCAAUGGUGUUGAUUUUCACAGUCUGCAUCAAUCUGAAAUAAGGAGGUGCUUUCCUGGUACACACAGUUCUGGGACUGUUGCAAUAGGAAAUGGUUAUGGAGAUCCACUUGUGAGCUCCGAUAUUCCCAACAGAAGCGUAGGUUUUGAUGAAUCUUUCCAAUUCCGUAAGGUCUUGCAAGGUCAAGAAAUAUUGCCAAGCCCAUCAUAUGAACGAGCCCCAGAUGUUAAUGUGGCUCGUGAAUUUGGCAGCAUUGGGAUCUCCUCUGGUGUUCAAGUGCCGAGAUGGAUAAAAGAACGUUCUGCCCAUAUCCAUGGAUUUGAUUCUCAUAUGUGCCUCCCCGCACCACCCACACAAGUGUCAUCACCAUCUUCAGUGUUAAUGUUCCAGCAAGCAAGCCAUCGUGCUUUGAACUUCAAUCAACCAUAUGGUUUCAAUGAGCAGCAGGAUCAGCGAGUUGGCAAUCGAAGUUUGGUUUAUAUUCCCGAAACAUGCAGAGAAAAGCCAAUCUCAUUUUCAUCAAGUGAGCGUAGUUUCAGAGGUAACCAUCAGGGGAGCACAAAUCAUCUUGGUCUAUCCAAUGAACGUAUGCAGCAUGGUGAUGCAGGACCUCUUGUAGGUCAAUCGGCAUAUAGAAGUAAUUCAGAUUUGGUGUCAUCAUGCAAAAGCAGCUGUAGACUCUUUGGUUUCUCAUUGACCGAGGACCGACAUGCUGCCAAUUUACAAGAAACUGAAAAUUCAUUGACAACUCCACUGACUACUGGAUCUUCUUGUGUCCCUGGUGUGAGAGACUGGUUCCACACUAAGCCUCCAGCAAUGACCAAGGCAGCUGGAAGCGACUGUACCAAUGUAAUUCUGCAACACAGACUUGAAGCUUAUAACAUCUAUUAGUUAAAUAAUGGUGGCCUCCAAGGUUGUGGAAGAGAGGAUGCCAGCCUUUAGUUUGUCUGAAUUGUAUGCCAUUUGUUUUCGUUUUGUUAGGAGAAAGUGUAAUUCAUCUCCUGAAGUAACUUUGACAGUAUCCGACUCCUUAGCUAUGAAAAGAACCGUCUGUUUACAGCUGGUUAAGUUCCUGCUGUAAUCUUUCUUCAUUAUUUAUUGGAAUGUAAAACAUUUGUGGGGUUACCCUGCAAAUUGAAAACAGAAUGAUUGCAUGGUACUCUUGUUUAUCUACAAGAAACAUUGUUGAGUUUCA